Benincasa hispida (wax gourd) is the source of this 615-nucleotide messenger RNA. RefSeq lists its product as uncharacterized. The record is from RefSeq and is a predicted model, not a curated record. Lineage: Eukaryota; Viridiplantae; Streptophyta; Magnoliopsida; Cucurbitales; Cucurbitaceae.
CUAAAAUUGUCCGAAACCCCCUACUGUCUUCUCUUCGUCUUCAACACCUGCCUUCCCGUAUCUUCGACUGAGCAACGCCAUUCGUCAGACCUACGACGUUCGCCGCCGCGCCUCAGCCUCGCCGCGCUCUGCCUUGCCUUGCCGCCGCCGGUUUAAACCAAUGGAACAACAGAAAGAGAAGCCAUCAACUGCUGCAAACCCACCCAUUUCUUCUUGUCGAAAGAAAAAAAACAAAGAAGCUACAUUCUUGGAGGAUUUGAAGGAUCACAUGGACGAGUUCAUUCAUGCAUCAAUGGACGAACACAAAUCAUGCUUCAGGAAAACUAUCAACAAGAUGUUCCGUAUGUCAAAAGUUGUGGCAGAUAAGAAUUCAGAGACAAGUGGAGUUGAAAGUUCUCUGCCUCUUCGAACAACAGUAUUUGAAUAAGUUCCCUUUCUUCCUUUGUUCAAGGAUAGUUUGUCUGCAUCUUCAACUAACUCCAUGAAAUCUCAGGAUUCUUAUUUUGAUUUAUUUCUACUGUUUAUAGUCCAUUAUGCUUUUGUCCAUGUGAAAUGUUACUGUUGUUUCUCUUGAUGAGUUAUAAAAUAGCUGUUAUUUUUGAGACCAGCAACCAA